Pyrus x bretschneideri (Chinese white pear) is the source of this 1158-nucleotide messenger RNA. RefSeq lists its product as uncharacterized. The record is from RefSeq and is a predicted model, not a curated record. Lineage: Eukaryota; Viridiplantae; Streptophyta; Magnoliopsida; Rosales; Rosaceae. The transcript has 2 exons. The coding region runs from base 485 to 1069 and encodes 194 amino acids.
UUAGGGAGGAUUUUGGUUAGUGACAGUUUGAAACGGAUGGUGGAAAUGGCAACGGAUGUGCGCGGCCACCGCAGGUCCAUCCACCCUCGUUGUCCCCAUUAAAGUUCUUCACACAACAUCUGUGUUGAGCUGGUCGGGCUGGUGAGAGAUCAUGCACCUCAGAAACCCUAAAAUAUUGCUCUCUGAUCCUUUCUCCUUCUGAUUAUCAUUUUUGGGGAAGAAAAAAAAAACCCUCCCCCUCGCCCACCCAACCCCCGUCCCACGCUCAGAUCGAAAGCACUUUCUUGUCCGGUUGGCGCGGUGGCUUCCUUCCGCUGCCGCUGCCACCACCACCACCUCGGGAUUGAGUAUAUACACACACGCACGUAUAUAAACGUCAUACCAUACAUUCAUACUCUACACCAUCGCGUACAUACGUGCAUGCAUUUGGUUAAUUAAGCAAACUCAACGUUGAUUUGUUUAAUUUAUAAUUAGUUACUUUAAAAUGAAGGACGAGAACUUACACCGACGGCAGAUUUCAUCAUCGUCGCCGUUAUUGUCCCUUUCGUCCUCCGAGGAGGAGCUCCAACACAUGCCGCUGGCGCCGCCCAAGACGUUGAGCCAGAAGCGCUUGAGCAAGCAGUUGUCCAUGUGCGAGACGCCUAGGGACAUCGCGUGGGAGAGGCGGCAGCGCCAGAUUCUCAGCCAGGAGAGGAGGAUGCAUGGGAUCAGAGACUCCGAGGACAUGCAUCUGACCGACGAGGACUUGCAUGAGCUCAAAGGGUGCAUUGAGCUAGGGUUUGGGUUCAAUGAGGAGGAGGGUCAGAGGUUGAGCGCUACCUUGCCCGCUCUUGACCUUUACUUCGCCGUCAACCGCCAGUUUUCACUAAGCCCCGCGUCCACGCCGAAUAGCGCUAGCGCCCGCCAUUCUACGUCGUCAAUGGGUGGACAUUACUCGUCGUUUGGAAGCCCUAGGAGCGAUACAGAUGCAUGGAAGAUAUGCAGUCCAGGUGAUAAUCCUGAACAGGUGAAGACCAAGUUGAGGCAUUGGGCACAAGCUGUGGCUUGCUCAGUGAUCCAAUCUUCUUGAAGAGUGGAAUCAUCAUCAGAUGGCUUUGCUUGUACAGAGGAUCAAAAAGCAAAAGCAAAAGCAAAACACGAAAAAAGAGCUUGUUCUUG